AUGUCCAGCGAAACGAAUGGCGGAGGCCUGCCACUAGCGCAGGCGCUACAUCAUCCUCCAUAUGAGGACCCAGAUCAAGUCAACCAUCGACCUUUUGAGUUCCCGAAACAUGCCCGCCCUCGUGGACCUAACCAGCAUCGCCAAAACGUACUGGCCACAGAACGGAAGAAAACUCACUCCCGCGUGCGACGGGAGGCCUUUACGGCGACUGUUCAUCCUUCCAAGCAACCAAGAUUGUCCACGAUACCCAAGGCUUCCAAGGAAGACUCGGAAAUGGACACAACCGAGCCCCAGACGUUCAAUACGCAGGCCUAUCCGGAACCUGCACAACCACCAAUCAACCCGCCACCAGCACCACGCCAGGGCAAACCUUCGCGGAUACGGUUCGCCUCCAAAGCAAGAGGCACCCACCCCCUAGACAUCGCGAUACCCCCACAUACCCAGGGCUUACCCAGGCGCACACGGAGUGCAAAGCACCCAGUGCAGCCUGGCCAACCAACAUGCGGGCUCCUAGCACCCGAGAAUUGGAAAUCCGGGAUGCUGUUCUUGCCGGCUCCCUACCCCUCGACACCCCUUCAAAAUUCCUCAAGCAAAUUCUGA
Messenger RNA from Aphanomyces astaci, 600 nucleotides. RefSeq lists its product as hypothetical. The coding region runs from base 1 to 600 and encodes 199 amino acids. Lineage: Eukaryota; Oomycota; Saprolegniomycetes; Saprolegniales; Verrucalvaceae. The record is from RefSeq and is a predicted model, not a curated record. The transcript has a single exon.